Molecule: messenger RNA, 1173 nt
Organism: Drosophila sechellia
Lineage: Eukaryota; Metazoa; Arthropoda; Insecta; Diptera; Drosophilidae
Product: BTB/POZ domain-containing adapter for CUL3-mediated RhoA degradation protein 3
Exons: 2
Coding region: 180-1085 (301 amino acids)
Biological process (GO): protein homooligomerization
Molecular function (GO): protein binding
Source: RefSeq, a predicted model, not a curated record
UCAAACUUUUCAGCUAACCAUAACAAUAAAUACAUACAUUAAGCACUUUUAGUACACUAAAUUGAAGGCAAAAUACAAUUCUAACUUGUUAAUCAUUAAAGCAUGAGAAUUAUGACCGACUAAGCAAGUCAUCUGAAUGCAGUAGCUGAACCCCGAAAGCUAGAGAACAAAAAGUAUAAAUGUCGGAAUCAAUGUCAAGUGAUCACAAAAGUUUAUUAAAAGGUCAUUCCUCCCAAUAUUUAAAACUAAAUGUUGGUGGUCAUUUAUACUAUACCACAAUUGGAACACUGACAAAAAAUAAUGACACAAUGCUGAGCGCAAUGUUUAGUGGUAGAAUGGAAGUACUGACUGAUUCGGAAGGAUGGAUUUUAAUCGAUCGCUGUGGAAAUCAUUUUGGCAUCAUUCUUAAUUUUUUAAGAGAUGGCACUGUGCCGUUACCCGAAACUAACAAGGAAAUUGCAGAAUUGCUUGCCGAAGCCAAAUACUACUGCAUUACCGAGUUAGCUAUUUCUUGUGAACGGGCACUAUAUGCGCAUCAGGAGCCAAAGCCAAUUUGCCGCAUUCCACUUAUAACUUCGCAAAAGGAAGAGCAGCUUUUAUUAAGCGUUUCUUUAAAGCCGGCUGUUAUUCUUGUGGUUCAGCGCCAGAAUAACAAGUAUUCGUACACAAGUACAUCAGACGACAACUUAUUAAAAAAUAUUGAACUAUUUGAUAAGCUUUCGUUGCGCUUUAAUGAACGAAUUUUGUUCAUUAAAGAUGUAAUUGGACCCAGUGAAAUCUGCUGCUGGUCAUUUUACGGACAUGGAAAAAAAGUAGCUGAAGUUUGUUGCACUUCAAUAGUUUAUGCGACUGACAGAAAACAUACUAAAGUGGAAUUUCCGGAAGCUCGUAUUUACGAAGAAACGCUACAAGUCUUGCUUUAUGAAAACCGCAAUGCACCAGACCAAGAGCUCAUGCAGGCAACGUCUUCGGCACGAGUAGGAAGUGCUAGUGGAACCAGCAUUAAUCAGUAUACAAGCGAUGAGGAAGAAGAACGCACUGGACUAGCGCGAUUACGAUCUAACAAGCGUAAUAAUCCGUCCUGAUUUACAAAAAUUUAUUACAUAUGAUUGACAUUGUUUUUAUGAACGAUUAAAAAAUAUAUAUACGUUUUCUUUUCUUAAUAAAACGUUA